CAACACAACAGGAAAUCCUUAGACAAAAGGGAAAAAAUACAUGCACUGAGUGUGAGGAAAAACGUCAUUCACAGAUCAAUCCUUUCUGUUCAUCUGAGAAUCCACACAGGGGAGAGGCCCUACGAAUGCCAUGAGUGUGGGAAAACCUUCAAUCGCAGCUCAAACCUUUCUAAACAUCGGAGAAUCCACGCGGGGGACAGGCCUUACGAAUGCAGUGAUUGUGGGAAAACCUUCACUCACAGAUCAGCCCUUUCUGUGCAUCAGAGAAUCCACACAGAUGAGAGGCCCUAUGAAUGCAGUGACUGUAGGAAAAGCUUCACUCACAGUUCAGCCCUUUCUAGACAUCAGAGGAUCCACACAAGUGAAAGACCCUAUGAAUGCCGUGAGUGUGGGAAAACCUUCAGUCGCAGCUCGCACCUUAUUAGUCAUCAAACAAUUCUCACAGGGGACAGGCCCUACGUAUGCAGUGAGUGUGGGAAAACCUUCACUCAAAGAGCAGCCCUUUCUGUUCAUCAGAGAAUCCACACAGAUGAGAGGCCCUAUGAAUGCCUUGAGUGUAGGAAAAGCUUCACUCAAAGAUCAGCCCUUUCUGUUCAUCAGAGAAUCCACAAAGAUGAGAGGCCCUAUGAAUGCCGUGAGUGUAGGAAAAGCUUCACUCAUGGAUCAGCCCUUUCUAGACAUCAAAGGAGUCGUCUCUUUCCUAAACAGCAGUUAGAACAUAAGAACAGUCACACUGAGUCAGACAAGUUCAUCUAG
Gopherus flavomarginatus (Mexican gopher tortoise) is the source of this 756-nucleotide messenger RNA. RefSeq names its product zinc finger protein 3-like. The transcript is spliced from 2 exons. The record is from RefSeq and is a predicted model, not a curated record. Gene Ontology annotation, molecular function: DNA-binding transcription factor activity, RNA polymerase II-specific; RNA polymerase II cis-regulatory region sequence-specific DNA binding. NCBI's taxonomy places the organism in Eukaryota, Metazoa, Chordata, Testudines, Testudinidae. The annotation marks the transcript as partial. Gene Ontology annotation, biological process: regulation of transcription by RNA polymerase II.